CCCACCAAUGUAGCAAUCUUUGCAAACGGCAACAGUGUAGCGCCCCUUACAGGUCUCGAACCCAUGUUCUUCAGCCCGUAGUCAGACCUGCUAACCACUGCUUCAAUAAGUAUUGACCCGUUUUGGGGGAGGUCGUAACAGGUUUACCUAGACACGGUUCGCUACACUAUAAUAAUGUCAAAUUCAUAACUCAAGUCAUACGUAGAAGUAUCCGCUGCCGCAAGACUGGUCUUUCUGUUAGGCCUAUCUCUCUAUAGCCUACUAUCCUAUUUUAUCUCUUUUGUCGCUUCCCACAACGAUGCUACUGAGGGUUGUGGAGCAACAGUCCAGUGUGCUGUUAUGUGCACACCGCGUAGGCUUUUCUCCUAGUGUCGACUUGGGUCUACCGAAUGUAGCCUAAUGAAAUUCACGGGAAGCCCUCAGAUCAAAGCGUUGAAGAUGACCAAUUUCAUGCAAUGAUUUUUAACAUUUUUUGAAUAAAUAGGCUUAUAUAGUUGAUUUAAUUCAUUUCCAUGUUACCAAUAUGUUGCUGUUUUUAGAAUAGACUGUUCACCGUCGUCUCAUUUUCACUUUAACGACGCAACAUCCUCUGAAUUUUCCACAACUACGCGAUUACGCGCGUCAAGAGGAAGGUAGAGAUUUGCAUCACAGGUGCUCGUGGACCUUUGUGCGUAAUUUUGGACCACUUUGCAUGUUCAGUGUAUAAGCGAAUUAAUUUAAUACAUCAAAGGGGAAAACACCAGAACAGUCCUACAGCAAGAAUGGUUCUGCACCUCUAACGUUCGGUUGAUUGUAAUUGGGGCAUGCGUUUUAUUGUUUAUCCAUAGCGGACUGUCGGAGUUUCGAUAAACCUAGAUGCAAAAAACAAAACAUAGCAAAUAAUUGGAAAUAACACGAGGCACUGCUUGAUUAUGAGGGUAUCCAUAAUCUGAAAAGCAUUUUUAUUUGUAAUUUUAAGGAAGGAAAUAUUACAGGCUUGAAUAACGCUUCUGUCCUGCACAAUAGAAGACAACAUUUAGUGUAUAUCCCAUGUUCAUUCUGCUGGGGUUUUCUGAGACUGCUCCGGCUGUAUACUUUUGCAAAGCUCAUCAGCAUCAACAUUUUCAGCCACUUCAAACACAUCACGCCACAAGAGGAGGGAGCCUAGCUGCUUUUGGCAUUUUAAAAAGACGCUGAUCAAAGAAGAAGUCAAAACUGAACUGCAGUGAAGAAAACACCUUCAGGAAGACAGUGAGUUUCUUGAGUGAACCAGAAGACUCCACCAGGCCUGUGCCCUGGAAACAACACCAUUUGACUGAGAACUAUCAGAGUGACUGCUGACCUCACAGCUGUUAUUGUUGUUUUAAAAAGGAAGAAGAAAUGUGUGGGCAUCUCUGGUGACCUGCUGGGUAGCAGUGGUCUUCUUGUGCUGUAGUAGGAGUGGCUGAACCACGAUUACCAUAGUGGGACAAUGGCACGGCCAGGCUCUGGGUUGCUGGUGUCGGUCAACGGGCUGGGGUACCCCCCUCAGAACCUGGCCCGGGUGGUGGUGUGGGAGUGGCUGAAUGAACAUGGGCGCUGGCGGCCCUACAACGUGACAACUUGCCACCACAUAGAGAACGUACUGAAGGGGGAUACGCGGGGGACUGUGGUCCUUGGACAGGUGGAUGUCCAGCUUGCCCCUUACGUCAUAGACCUGCAGUCCAUGCACCAGUUCAGACAGGACACAGGCACCAUGAGGCCGGUCCACAGGAACUUCUAUGAGCCGUCGUCGGCCCCUGGGAAGGGUGUGGUGUGGGAAUGGGAGAACGACAGCGGCUCCUGGACGCCCUACGACAUGGAGAUCUGUGUGACCAUCCAGAACGCCUAUGAGAAGCAGCACCCCUGGCUGGACCUGACCUCUCUGGGCUUCUGCUACCUCAUUGACUUCAACAGCAUGGUCCAGACCAACCGGCAGAGCCAGAGGAAACGCCGCCUGCGCCGACGCAUGGAUCUAGCCUACCCUCUCAUCAUGGGCUCCAUCCCCAAGUCCCAGUCUUGGCCCGUGGGAGCCAGCUCCGGCCAGCCCUGCUCCUGUCAGCAGUGCAUCCUGGUCAACAGCACGCGGGCUGCCUCCAACGCCAUCCUGGCCUCUCAGCACCGUAAGCUGUAUGGUGGGGCUACGGGGCCUUCGGGGGCUACAGGCACGCACACCUUCGCUGGAACCACCCUCUGGUCCCCCACAUCUAGUGCUGGGACCAAUAAUAUACAACAUAACAACAUAAGCGCAGGAGGAGGCCAAGCCAAAGCUGAACAGGUGCAGUCUCUCCUGUCUAGUGCCAACUUCCCAUGUUCCCCGGCGCUGCCGUCCCUUCCGCCUGCACAUGGCCACUCCCACGCCCACGCACACUCCCACGGUCACCAUGCCAUCAUCAAUGGGCAGAACAACUUGAACCGGCCGGGCACCCAGCGCAUUUCCAUGGGCACUGCCAGAGGAGCCAUCCCACCAGGGGUCCCUCCCCUUCCUGUUAAGAACCUUACUGUCUCUGGACCAGUUCACCCAGCAAUUGCAGGUAUGACAGGUAUCCUGAUGUGUGCGGCUGGCCUGCCUGUGUGUCUGACCAGGGCCCCUAAACCCAUUCUGCACCCGCCGCCCAUAAACAAGAGUGACAUGAAGCCUGUGCCUGGGGUCAACGGCAUCCGCCGCAAGACCAAGAAGAAGCACCUCAGGAGAGGGAAAAACCCAGAGGAUGUGGUGCGGAGAUACACAGAGAAAGUGAAAGUAGCCCCUGAUGAGGACUGCACCAUCUGCAGGGAGAGGCUGGUGAUGUCAUCAGGCUACGAGGGUGUCAAGGGCAUAAAGCCAGAGGUGGUGGGCAAACUUGGCAAGUGUGGGCAUAUGUACCAUCUGCUGUGCCUGGUUGCCAUGUACAACAAUGGCAACAAGGAUGGCAGUCUUCAGUGCCCCACUUGUAAGGCUAUCUAUGGGGAGAAGACAGGCACACAGCCCCCUGGGAAGAUGGAGUACCAUGUCAUCCCCCACUGCCUGCCCGGCUACCCAGAGGCCAAGACCAUCCGCAUCGUCUAUGACAUUCCUGCUGGGCUACAGACCACAGAGCAUCCCAACCCAGGGAAGAAGUUCAGCGCUAGGGGGUUCCCCCGGCACUGCUACCUCCCAGACAAUAACAAAGGCAGGAGGGUCCUGAAGCUCCUGAUCAUGGCGUGGGACCGCCGCCUCAUCUUCACCAUCGGCACGUCCAGCACCACGGGAGAGUCAGACACAGUGGUGUGGAAUGAGAUCCACCACAAGACAGAGUUUGGCUCCAACCUGACGGGACACGGCUACCCAGACCCCAACUACCUGGACAACGUUCUGACAGAGCUGUCAGCCCAAGGGGUGGGACAGGACAACCUGAAGGACUGAGAGGGGGGGACAGAGAGGCCCCAGAGGACCACCAACCAUAUCUAUAUCUGACAGGGUCUCUGAAUGAGGAGGCAACAUGCAGGCCAGAUAACCGUAUUUUGCUCCCCACACCCAAAACAGACCUACAGACCCUCAUGUUCUGUAUGUGGGCAAACUAAUAUAUAGCAAAUUACAUAAUAAUGACACGAUAACGUCAUGAUUGUGUUAUACUGUUAUUUGCAUUUACCUAAACAUAACUGUAAAACUUUUCCCACUGCUGUCUCUUUGUCCAUGCCUUGAGCAGGUGUGUUUUUGCCAAAAUUUCAACCUGAUAGGUUAAGGAAUGUAAAGACAGGAUGUAAAACUGAUCUCAAUGUGUACUGGCUAUUGUGGGGUUUAGACAUUGAUGCACGUCAACAGUCAUUGAUUCCUCUGAGACAGGAUAUUGAACCUCCUCUUCUGUAAUAACACCAUGGCGUUGGAGGAGAUGUCUGUUAAUGUUCACCACCGAACCAUAUGGCCCAGAGUUUUCAUUGAAUGUUGACCGCAUAACUGCGACUUUUGCUAAACAGUUGGCUAGGGCUCUGAAGGCUCUACAUGUCUGGCCACAUUUAUUCAACUUUUUUCAGAUGUGCAUUUUUGAAAGAAUAGGGAAGUUGUAGUUGGUGUUUGUGUGGAAAUCUUCAGGAGAAUUUUAAUAUGCACAAUUUACUUAUAUAAUUUGAAAAGCAUGGUUGCAAUUCCAGAUCAGAAUUGUAUUAGUCUAAUUCACACCAAAUCUACACAGUUCAACUUAUGACAUGCUGAUGUGGUUGCUAGUGAGAGUCUUUUAAAAGUGAGGCCUAUUGCUAGUUUUAGCUUGGUGGUUUUCCACACCAAAGCUGUCUGUAGAUCUGAGUGGACGGUCACGGCUAUGUGAUUCUCAGAAAGGAGACAGGGCAUCUCUGAUUGGCUACACAGGGCUGUUUCACAGCGCUUUGCGCCAUUGGCCGAUGAGUCUAUUGAAUGUUCAAAUGCACCACCUGACAGAGAGCCAGUCAGAGGAUCUGAGGACACAGCCGUCUCACAGUAAAUGUCUUUUCUAAUGGUGUGCCAACCAGAGAGGAUGCCUCUGGAAGUAAAACCUGAUGUAGGUUCAUACAUAAGCAUCUAACCGACCAGUUAGAUGUUUGUUAAAACGGUAUGCUCCUGUAAGUUAAGAACUGAGGCAGUAGAGCACACCUUGCUCCACUCCAAGGUUAACCUCAUUUGUUUUGUUGACACAUUGAUGAUGCUGACCUCUGUGAAUAAGCCUGCCUUAUUAUUCUCCCUGCGGAGGAGGUCCAGUUAUUGGCAUGAUCUAUCACACUCGCAGCACGUGUGUGUGCCUACUUGCGUGUGUGUUUGAGUGUGUGCUCUGGUGUUAAUAAGUUCUCUGGCCCUCUAGACCUUGAACACAGGAGCGGAACAUGCUUCUCAGGGAGUGAUGUCCUCCUCAGAGAAUGACUCUCCUCUUCCAGGAGAUCCAUCAUACAGUAGAGUAGGCAGAGCAGCCCUCACACACACACAUGCGCACACGCACACACAACCUGUGAUGUACAAGCCUGGUGUUCCUCUCUGCUCUGCGGUGCUGGGUUGGAUGCAUGAUGAGCCUCUGCUGUUCCAUGGUGCUGCAGCCAACAGACCCCCACCCCACCACCACCACUACCCAAUACUGUUUGAUCCCUCUGAAGGCUCUGAUACUUAGGUCUGAUACUGCUGUAUGAUACUUAGGUCUGAUACAGCUGUAUGAUACUUAGGUCUGAUAAUGCUGUAUGAUACUUAGGUCUGAUACAGCUGUAUGAUACUUAGGUCUGAUACAGCUGUAUGAUACUUAGGUCUGAUACUGCUGUAUGAUACUUAGGUCUGAUACUGCUGUAUGAUACUUAGGUCUGAUACUGCUGUAUGAUACUUAGGUCUGAUACAGUUGUAUGACACUUAGGUCUGAUACUGCUGUAUGAUACUUAGGUCUGAUACUGCUGUAUGAUACUUAGGUCUGAUACUGCUGUAUGAUACUUAGGUCUGAUAAUGCUGUAUGAUACUUAGGUCUGAUACUGCUGUAUGAUACUUAGGUCUGAUAAUGCUGUAUGAUACUUAGGUCUGAUACUGCUGUAUGAUACUUAGGUCUGAUACUGCUGUAUGAUACUUAGGUCUGAUACAGCUGUAUGAUACUUAGGUUUGAUAAUGCUGUAUGAUACUUAGGUCUGAUACUGCUGUAUGAUACUUAGGUCUGAUACAGCUGUAUAAUACUUAGGUCUGAUACAGCUGUAUGAUACUUAGGUCUGAUACUGCUGUAUGAUACUUAGGUCUGAUACUGCUGUAUGAUACUUAGGUCUGAUACAGCUGUAUGAUACUUAGGUCUGAUACAGCUGUAUGAUACUUAGGUCUGAUACUGCUGUAUGAUACUUAGGUCUGAUACUGCUGUAUGAUACUUAGGUCUGAUACUGCUGUAUGAUACUUAGGUCUGAUACAGCUGUAUGAUACUUAGGUCUGAUACAGCUGUAUGAUACUUAGGUCUGAUAAUGCUGUAUGAUACUUAGGUCUGAUACAGCUGUAUAAUACUUAGGUCUGAUACAGCUGUAUGAUACUUAGGUCUGAUACUGCUGUAUGAUACUUAGGUCUGAUACUGCUGUAUGAUACUUAGGUCUGAUACAGCUGUAUGAUACUUAGGUCUGAUACAGCUGUAUGAUACUUAGGUCUGAUACUGCUGUAUGAUACUUAGGUCUGAUACUGCUGUAUGAUACUUAGGUCUGAUACUGCUGUAUGAUACUUAGGUCUGAUACAGCUGUAUGAUACUUAGGUCUGAUACAGCUGUAUGAUACUUAGGUCUGAUAAUGCUGUAUGAUACUUAGGUCUGAUACAGCUGUAUGAUACUUAGGUCUGAUACUGCUGUAUGAUACUUAGGUCUGAUACAGCUGUAUGAUACUUAGGUCUGAUACUGCUGUAUGAUACUUAGGUCUGAUAAUGCUGUAUGAUACUUAGGUCUGAUACUGCUGUAUGAUACUUAGGUCUGAUACUGCUGUAUGAUACUUAGGUCUGAUACUGCUGUAUCCCCUUUCCUCAGUAGCUAGAUGAGCUCAUUCUACAGUAGGAUCUAUCAGAAUGUUGUUCUUUAAAGUACAGUAUGUGAAGCUGAUGAUGCACUGGGUUUUUCCACUCCCUUUGCUACCUCCUCCCUUCCAUCCCCACAGAUUCUAUGCCCAUAAGCUAAAGAGUUCGAAGGUUUUAGGGCUCGAUUCAACCCAUUGAUAUGUAAAAGCAAUGUCCCUGUGUUUGUGGAGACUGCUUUCACUGUAAACGCUGCAUUUGUCGGCUCAAUUGAGAAUUACUUUUACAUUUCAAUUGUGCCAUAGCACUGAACUUCCACGAUACAGAUUGAAUUGAGCCCUAAGUCUGAUGAUGAAAUCUUGUGAUGUUUCUUUUACCUAAAAUAACAGUUCCUCUUUAGGUUGCAUAAUUCUCUCCUUGAGUAGGAUCUGAUCAAUUUGAAUGAGUGGAGAUGUUGGUAUAAUCCAGAAGAGAUUCGUGUUGAGGUUUUUAUGGUGUGCCACCCAGUUCACAGGGUUUGAUCCUUUAAAUGCUUUUGAAUAUUUUGGACUGAAUCAUAGUCUUCCGUAGCACUUUGAGGCAGCAGUUUUCUUUAAUUAAUCCUUUCAUUUUUGGAAGAUGUCUUUAAAUGUAUUGGCUACUAUAGCUGCUGUUUUUUAUUUUCAUGUUUAUAAACAUGUCUUGUAUUGCUUCAAAUAUAUAUACAGUAUAUAUCUAUACAUUUGCAGAUGUGAUCUACCUUUAAAUGUACAUGUAUGCUCAAUUUGAGUCAUAUGGUGUAAGUUUAAUUUAUUUUUAUACUCUUCUAUAUAAGAAAAUAAACAUUCACAUCUACCCGCCCACACACAGAAACAUAUAAAAUGAGUAGAUCAAAUCUGGCAUAUGUGAUUUGCCAGUAUGUCAGGGACUGUUGAAAUGUGUAUGCUAGCUUAUGAGCGUCUUAUACUGUAUUAGCAGUAGUCUUAGCGUUUGCUGCUGUUGUUAAUGUAGAUUCUGUGAAGUGGAGCCCCUGAGGGAUUCAGUAAGUACAGGAAGUCCCUGUUUAUUAUUUGUUGGGGGGAGUUUAGCAGCAUGACGUCGACCCUAUACCCCAGAUGGGUCAUUGACCAUAGAAUUCUAAUUCUAAUUCUGUUAUUUACCUUGUAUAACCUAAGAGAACCAAUAGGAGGAUACUGUCAGUACCUCAAACUGGUGAGAAUGAAAAACAAGAGGCAUUUUGUCUUUUCAUUUCUUCUUUAUCCUUUUGCAAGUUGACACAUUUUAAGCUUUUUGUCACCCUCGUAAUAGGGAAAAGCAGGAAAGAAUUGAUUUCAGUCUUAUCAGGGAAAUUUCCAUUUUAAGUGAGACUCAUUGAGUUGUACAGGGAAAAUGUUUUCAGUUAAUGUUUCAAUACCAGAUCAUGCUCAGAUUUCCAGUCUCCAAAUGCUUACAUAUGUACCUGUAAUAUUAAUCAAAUAUUUCAUUGUCUAGGCCUCCUCAGCUUUUCAGGUGUGUACAUACAGUCCGUAUACUUUCAGUGGUCUGUACAUGGGGAACUUUAUUGUGAGCAUACAUUUUAUGGUCUAGUUUUGGACAGCGGAAUAAAGUUUAUGCAAUUAUAUAUGCGACCAAUUUGUACCUUAUGUGUAGCAGGAGGGAUCAGGAGGUGUUGGGGACAGGAGAAUGGAUGUUCAACAUUCUGUAAGGCGUGUCCAUUUGUGACCAAAGGAGACAGUGAUCCAAAGGUAUGGCUCAAAUGCUCCAUAUAGGAGAACACAUAUAUUUUUUGAUGUAUUUUUUAAAAGAUUGAUUGUUUUCAAUUGAGCAUUCAUAGUGUGCAACAUUGUUAUAUUACAGUAAUUAAAGAAACAUUCCAUACGAUUCUCCAUAGCAUAUAUUGAUUAGGUGUGGGAUCCUUUCUCAUGAGGAGUUUACCUCACAAUCAUAUUGAAAACAUCCAAAGGCAUAUUGCACUUAUCUGUGUACACAGAUAUGCCUGCAACAAAUUGGUGUGUGUGUGUGUGUGUGUGUGUGUGUGUGUGUGUGUGUGUGUGUGUGUGUGUGUGUGUGUGUGUGUGUGUGUGUGUGUGUGUGUGUGUGUGUGUGUGUGUGUGUGUGUGUGUGUGUGUGUGUGUGAGAGAGAAAAUGCCUGGUUUAAGCUUCUAAAAUAUUUAAACAGUAGAUAUUUGGGGGCUGAAAUAAAAAAAUGUCAUAGAAGUGCAUGUUACUCAAGAUGUCAACAAGUCUGCUGACAAAAAUGUUCUGGAGUCUUUAGAGAUGUGUGUGGACUAGCAUGGUGGACUGCUCCAUACUACACUGUUUAUCUGUGUGUUUUGAUCUCUUAAGAGGGUUUGAUGGAGAGAGAUGAGCAUGAAAUAGCACUUUGCUGCUCCUCUCUGUUUCACAUAAAAGGUAAUCAAUCGUAUGUAUCAGGUCAUCAUCUGCAUUUUCAAUGCCCAUUUUUUACAGACAAAAUGUCAGAGAACCAUGUGGCUAUGGUUCAACAUUCACAUUUAAUUUCUCAUCAGAAGCAACAUAUUACAUAUAAAACAUUCAAUAAAACACAGAAAGAGAAAUGGAGAUUUGAAGUGUAAAAUAAAAUGAAUGACAAAAAAUAAAGGCAAGAUUAGAGACAUUGACUAGACAUUAAAGGGCUCUGAAUCUGAACCAGUCUCUACUGGAUUGGGAUGAUUUUGUUGCAUGUUUGUUUGUUUCAUGUGGAAAAUAAAUGUGCCCUCAACGGGGUAGUUUGUUUGA
Messenger RNA from Salvelinus fontinalis (brook trout), 9163 nucleotides. RefSeq names its product E3 ubiquitin-protein ligase DTX1-like. Lineage: Eukaryota; Metazoa; Chordata; Actinopteri; Salmoniformes; Salmonidae. The record is from RefSeq and is a predicted model, not a curated record. Gene Ontology annotation, cellular component: nucleoplasm. Gene Ontology annotation, molecular function: ubiquitin protein ligase activity; zinc ion binding. Gene Ontology annotation, biological process: protein ubiquitination; Notch signaling pathway. The transcript is spliced from 10 exons. Bases 1451 to 3382 code for a protein of 643 amino acids.